UUCUUCCGCACAUCAGUCGUUCUGCAGUAGUGAUAUCUUCCUACGCAUCCAGCCAUGGAGUCGACAUCGGCACCUAUUGCCACAUCCGCUGGAGGCAGGAGCACAGCGCCAAAGCAGACAUCUAGCCACAACAUUGCCGGACAGUCGUGGAUACCUGGUCAAAGACCGCCAAAGCACAACCACACCUGCAAGGGCGAGGGAGGAGAAGUCUGCGAAAAGGCUCACAUCAAAGCUCGAAUUAAAUUUCACGCUCUGGCAGAGAGAGGCACUGUAUUCCCUCCUGAUGAUGGCCAGUUCAACCAGCGCCAAAAAUUCACUCUGAAACAGGUGCACAACAGAAGCAUUCUACUGUACGUCGUGCUUGAAGAUGACAUGGCAGUGCACCAUACAGUCAAGUCCAGAGCAGCAUAUUCAACAAUCGCUGAGGUCUGGCACGAGGCACAUCCCACCUUGAUGCUCAAGAAUAGGUGGUUCUUUCAUCCCUGUCAAUAUCGCGCUUCGCGUUAUCCACAUCAUGAUCCAGAGAAUCACCUCGACGACCUCGUAGAAGACCACAUCAGCCUUUGCAACUGGUUCCAAUCUGAUGAAUGUCGCGUUUGGCAAGAGAACAGUUGGCGUAGAUUUGGGUUCCAACCUCGUCUGGAUGACAUACUCAUGCCGACCGUACGGGCCAUACUGAUGCUCUACUGGCCACACAUCAUUCAAGAAGAAGACGGCCACGGACUGGCAGCGCUGGUCCUUACUGGCGAUGAUGCUCAUCUCUUGUCAGGGCCAACCUCUUUCGCAAGCAUUUCGAACCAGAAGAUCCCUGGAUAUAUGGGAAGCGAGCAGAUCGCGUACACUUCACUCUCUACUGCGGUAAAAUUUCUCUCUGACCUCGACCGAAGGGAAAUUUCUGCAGAUCCCACACUUCGGGCCCGAAUCGCUCUACGCGCAGAAAAGUGCCGCCGAGAGAAUAUUGAUUUGCCAGAACAGCACGCAUUGCCAGAGCCUGAACCAGAAGUGGAACCUGGACCCCCUCAAAUACAUCUUCCAGAAGCACAAGCGGAUCUUGUGGAGCCACUCUCGAACCAGGAAACCGCAGCUCUGGGCGCUCGAGCACGAUUGUAGCUUGGCGUCUGAUUUGCCUCAAAUGUCGGGCGAGAAUCGAAGACCUUCUUCGACUGCAAGACCAUGGACUCGUGUAUUUUCAGUCGAGCAAAAAGGCUUGCACAUGGAGGAUCGACAACGCUGGGAUUCUACAGGCGAAUGCUGCAUUCACCUACUUCUCUGCACGUAAUCGGGGCCCCGAGCCAGGAGUUUGCUCCGAGCACGCCCCAGGAUCCUGGUCAGGAGCAAGACUUGCCACUUCCACACGUGGGUACCACAUGUGAAAGAUCUAGAUCGUGCAGUACAAAGCCUCAUUGGCUCAUUUUCAUCGUUCGAUGACGAGAUUCGUGUCCCGUCUGCCGUGUGGCAAUCUUCGGGCUUUGGUUGAGGGGAGCCAGCAGCUUGCCGAUACUCGCCUAAAAAUCCGACAUCCAAUCGGUAGGAAUGAUCUGUAACACUCGACGCGCACUUUAUAUUGGGCAUUCGGUC
Messenger RNA from Cercospora beticola, 1578 nucleotides. RefSeq lists its product as uncharacterized. Lineage: Eukaryota; Fungi; Ascomycota; Dothideomycetes; Mycosphaerellales; Mycosphaerellaceae. The record is from RefSeq and is a predicted model, not a curated record.